Molecule: messenger RNA, 1227 nt
Organism: Aspergillus melleus
Lineage: Eukaryota; Fungi; Ascomycota; Eurotiomycetes; Eurotiales; Aspergillaceae
Gene: LCB3
Product: PAP2 domain protein
Exons: 3
Coding region: 1-1227 (408 amino acids)
Cellular component (GO): endoplasmic reticulum membrane
Molecular function (GO): sphingosine-1-phosphate phosphatase activity
Source: RefSeq, a predicted model, not a curated record
AUGUCCGGCUCCGCUGCUUUAGAAUACGGCUUUCCUUCGACGCACUCGACAAACGCCGUUUCUGUCGCCGUGUAUGGUCUCGUUCUGCUUAAUUCAGAAGACACAGCCAUGAGUCCCACCGUCAACUUGAUCCUCCAAGCCAUAACUUAUCUCUACGUCUUUUCCAUUGUGAUUGGUCGCUUGUACUGCGGAAUGCACGGAUUCUUCGACGUGAUUGUGGGCUCGUCGCUCGGCGCUCUCCUUGCUUUUGUCCAAUACACGUACGGCCCGAUUAUGGAGGAAUAUGCGCUCGCAGGUCGUAACAAAGAGGUUCUGGCUGUGGUGCUGAUCAUCCUGGUUCUCGUUCGCAUCCACCCCGAGCCUGCGGAUGACUGUCCCUGUUUCGACGAUAGUGUGGCUUUUGCGGGAGUACUGUUGGGUGCCCAAGUAGCAUACUGGCACCUUGCACUUACCCAGGCCGAGUUCGCGGUCGCCCCUAUCCCGUAUCGCAUCGAGAAUUUGGGAAUUAUCAAGACAACCCUGCGUCUAGUCAUCGGGGUGCUGUUGCUCUUUACAUGGAGAGCGAGUGCGAAACCUUUCCUUCUACGGAUUCUUCCUCCAGUAUUCCGCGGCUUGGAAAAGCUUGGUCUCAUUCUUCCUCGUCGAUUCUUCACUAAGGCUUCCGAGUACACCAAGGUUCCCGCGCACCUCAAGGAUCACGAAGUCCUCCCCAGCUUCUCCGAUAUCCCCUCGAUCCUGAAAAACAUCCGCCACCCCAGGCGACGCGCCAUAUCGGUCGGUCCGCAGUCCGAGGCCGACGCCUACGAAACGCUGGCAUAUCGUGAGAAGCGCAGACGGGAGAGUCUAUCCAACGGCAAAAUGGCGGCGCCCGUGCCCGAAGAGACGGAGGACGAUCACAGCACGUCCAGACUCGGCGCAACACCCCGACUUUCGCGCAAGCAAUCGAAACUGCACGAUUUCGAGAACAUGAUGGGCACGGGUAGCCCGCGCAUUGCGACCGGAGUCGACACUAACUCCCGCCUGUCGCCGGAGACGGAGCCCUUCCCCGACUUGGAACCCGAGCCCGUCGAGCCUGACGAGGAUGAGGUUUUCGCGCAGAUCAAAAAGCCCCGUGUGCGAUAUGACGUGGAGGUAAUUACCAAGUUGGUUGUCUAUUCCGGGAUUGCAUGGAUUGCGAUGGACUGGGCGCCUUUUCUAUUCGAGCACAUCGGCCUUGGUCCCAACUAA